Pseudopipra pipra is the source of this 6015-nucleotide messenger RNA. It is a transcript of the gene ZBTB11, whose product is annotated as zinc finger and BTB domain containing 11. The transcript has 11 exons. Gene Ontology annotation, biological process: regulation of transcription by RNA polymerase II. Gene Ontology annotation, molecular function: protein binding; DNA-binding transcription factor activity, RNA polymerase II-specific. Lineage: Eukaryota; Metazoa; Chordata; Aves; Passeriformes; Pipridae. The record is from RefSeq and is a predicted model, not a curated record. The coding region runs from base 189 to 3320 and encodes 1043 amino acids. Gene Ontology annotation, cellular component: nucleus.
GUCUUUCCGCCGCGGCCGCUGCCCGAGCUUCUCCCUCCCUCCCGCCGCCCGGGGCCGCGACACUCCAGUUCCCCCCCGGGCGCGGCUCCCGCUGGCCCCGGGGCCCAGCCCCCUUCCCCGCCCCGGCAGCGGCUCCGAGGGCGCGGGGGGCAGCUCCCGCGCCCCCCCCCCCCCCCCCCCCCCGCGUCAUGUCCAGCGAGGAGAGCUACCUGGCCAUCCUGCGGUACCUGACCAACGAGCGGGAGCCGUACGCGCCGGGCACGGAGGGCAACGCCAAGCGGAAGAUCCGCAAGGCCGCCGCCUGCUACGUGGUGCGCGGCGGGACCCUGUACUACCAGCGGCGGCAGCGCGACCAGCAGCGCUUCGCCGAGCUGGAGGUGGUGCUGCAGGCCGAGCGCCGCGCACGCCUCAUCCGCAACGCGCACCUGGCGCCCGACGGCGGGCACCGCACCCGCCUGCAGACAUGGCAGGGGCUCUCGCAGAAGUACUGGUGGAGAGGUAUCCUUAAGCAGGUUAAAGAUUACAUUAAAGAAUGCAGCAAGUGCCAAGAAAAGCUGGAUCGCUCUAGAUCUCUGUCGGAUCCUUCUGAAAUGCUGGGGGAACUAGGACUGGAUGCAAAAUCUCAAGAAGAUAGCAAUGAAACAGAUGAUGAAUUGAGUAACACAGGAUCAAUUCCAGCUGGAUCCCCAAAGCCUGUGAAGAAGAAGCCAAUAGCAAAGCAUGAGCUUGUGUUUGUGGACAGUAAGGGCCUUGUGAAGCAGUCAUCUUCCAAACAUUGUCUGUCAGUCUUAAACCAGCUGAAUCAGCAGAGGCUUUCCAAUCAGUUCUGUGAUGUGACUUUGCUGAUUGAAGGAGAGGAGUACAAAGCUCACAAAUCUGUCUUGGCAGCCAACAGCGAGUACUUCCGAGAGCUCUUCAUUGAAAAGGGAGCUGUCACUAGUCAUGAAGCUGUAGUGGAUCUGUCAGGGUUCUGCAAGUCCAGUUUCCUGCCUCUGUUGGAAUUUGCUUACACUUCAGAAUUAACUUUUGACUUCUGUAGCAUGGCAGAAGUGGCCAUGCUUGCCCGGCAUCUCUUCAUGACAGAUGUCCUGGAAAUCUGUGAAAAUGUGCACAAACAGAUGGAAGAGAAACAAAUCACGGUGUACCAAAAGGGAGACAUUCAAACUGUGGAGUCAACACAGAACUUAGCAGAGCAGGCUGAAGUUGAGACACAGCCCACGGAUGGUGCUGAACAGCUUAAGCUCACAGACAGUGAAGUGCCAGUAGCUGUGAACGGAGCUCCUUCCUCUGCUGGGACAGAGGAAGCUCCUUCCUCUGCUGGGACAGCAGCACCCCAGCCCAACCUCCUGCACCCAGAGCCUCUGGAGGCCACUCCCCAUGAUCUUCCAAAGCCUGUGGAGCAGUGUGAAACAGCUGAGAAUUACAUCAAGAUCCAGCUGGUAGAGAGCAUUUCAAACAGCCUCUAUGAAAGGUUGGGUGCUGAAGAUGCGGACACAGAGAGUCAAACAGAAACUGAGACCGUUCAAAAUGAAAGUGAUAAAGCACAUGUGGACACUGCUGCUGAAGACCCCUCAGAGACACACACACAAACAAAUAAUGAACAGAGCAUCCCAGUUUCCCUGCAGGAAAACCUUGCUUCCAGCCAGGAUGAUACUUACAAGAGCAAGCUUCGCCAGCGUUCUGUCAGUGAAGGGGGAUAUAUCAGAUUGCAUAAAGGAAUUGAAAAGAAACUGCAAAGCAGAAAGACAAAUCCUAAAUCUGCAGUACAGCAGGUUGCCAUGAAGCUGGUACAAAGAGGGAAAAAAAUGAAACAGCCCAAAAGAGAUACCACAGAAAAUAACGAAGCUGAAGCUCAGCACAAGUGCACAGAGUGUGGAAUGGUGUUCCAGCGGCGCUAUGCACUUAUAAUGCACACACUGAAACAUGAAAGAUCUCAAGAAUAUAAAUGUCCUCUGUGUAAAAAGGAAUUCCAGUACGGUGCAUCCCUGCGGGCCCACCUUGUCCGGCACACUCGGAAGAGCGAAGCCAACCCCGCAGCUACGAGUGCAGAAGGGACGGGUGUGUCUGCAGUGAAAGGGAGAACCAAACGGGAAUUCGUGUGUGAUAUCUGUGGGAGAACUCUGCCUAAGCCCUAUUCUCUCAGAAUACAUAUGCUCAAACAUACAGGUGUAAAACCACAUGCAUGCAAGGUUUGUGGAAAGACCUUUACAUAUAAGCAUGGAUUAAAAAUGCACUUGGCUCUCCAUGAAGUACAGAAACAGUUCAAGUGUGACUUGUGUGAAAAGUCUUUUGUCACAAAAAGAAGUCUUCAGGAACACAUGAGCAUUCAUACAGGAGAAUCCAAGUAUCUUUGCUCCAUCUGUGGAAAAUCCUUCCACAGGGCAUCAGGGCUCAGUAAACACAUAAAGAAACACCAACCAAAGCCUGAAGUUCGUGGAUAUCAGUGUACUCAGUGUGACAAGAGUUUCUAUGAAGCUCGAGAUCUUCGGCAGCAUAUGAAUAAACAUUUAGGUGUGAAGCCAUUUCAGUGUCAGUUCUGUGGAAAAUGUUACAGCUGGAAGAAAGACUGGUAUUCUCAUGUAAAGUCUCAUUCUGUCACAGACCCUUAUAGGUGUAAUGUAUGUGGAAAAGAAUUUUAUGAGAAGGCUUUGUACAGAAGACAUGUAAAGAAAGCCACACACGGUAAAAAAGGAAGAGCAAAACAAAAUCUGGAACGGGUUUGUGAGCACUGUGGAAGAAAAUUCACCCAACUCCGGGAAUAUAGGAGACAUGUGAACAAUCAUGAAGGUGUGAAGCCCUUUGAGUGUCUGACGUGCGGGGUGGCCUGGGCCGACGCGCGCUCCCUGAAGCGCCACGUGAGGACACACACCGGGGAGCGGCCGUACGUGUGCCCAGUGUGCAACGAGGCCUACAUCGACGCCCGGACCCUGCGGAAGCACAUGACCAAGUUCCACAGGGACUACAUACCCUGCAAAAUCAUGCUGGAAAAAGAUACUCUUCAGUUUCACAACCAGGGGACGCAGGUGGAGCAUGCCAUCAGCAUUUUAGCGGCAGACGUGCAGGAGCAAGAAACCGAGAUUAGCUUUGGUGCUGGUGAGGGUGAGACUGUGGUAGUGACAGGGGAGACGCUUGAAGCCAUCGAAGCAGUUGCAGCUACUGAGGAAUGUACAUCAGUGUCUACUCUUUCUGACCAAAGCAUCAUGCAGGUGGUGAAUUAUGUAUUGGCACAACAGCAAGGACAGAAAAUGGCUGAAGGGACGCAGGCCAUUGAAACUGUAGAAGUAGAAGUGGCCCAUGUUACAACAACAGAGUCCAUUUAGAGUAUGAGAGAGCAUGAAGAGUGAGGUGUUACAAUCUGUGAGAGGCAAGUAUUGAAUGGGUUAUCUGGGGCUUUCAGUGAUGCCUGUUUUCAAACAGUUACUCCUCAGUACUGAACGCUGCGGUGACGAAAUACUGCACCACACGCUAGAGGGAAAAAGUUAAGAUGCUCCAGUGUGGGCCAAGGCUUUGAAAGCUAAGAUGUCUGUACUGACCAUAACUGAAAGAAAAAAAAAGUUAGAAUAAUGUUUUUUGUGUCAUGGAGUAAGUAUCAUGCUGUAACUUGAAAAUUAAAAGAAAAAUACCAUAUAAAAAGGCUGCACUAAAAACUAGAAAUGCACAGCUAUCAGUAGCUUUCUUUUUUUGUUUUGCUCAGGUUUGUGAGCAAAUUACUUCUAUUGGAUUCUGUCUGUUUACUCCCCAAGACAAGGGGGUGUUAGAAUGCUUUGUGCAGCAUGUGCUUCAUGUGACAUACAAAAAAAUUGAGGCUUUUUUAUUUGGGCAGAGGCACCAUUGGCUGUUAGUGAAUCCCAGUUUGAAGAAUUGACUUAAAUUCUGGGUCGGUGGGUGGCAGUCCAAGGUUCAGCAAAACACUGUUAAAAUCUUAUACACAUAAUGGGCAGGGAUCUUCUGAAGGCUGAGGAAGUGGUUCUCCAAGAUGAUUGUGAAUUCAAGUUGACCAGAGGACAGCCCACUGCAGGGAGACUCCUUAGAGAAGUCAACUCCUUUUCAUUUGUAAGGGAGGAGCUUUCCCUGCAGCCUCCCUGCACAGCCAUGUUUAGGUCAAUGUUUGGUUGUCUAAAGGAAGCUGUCGCCAGCACUGAUGUCUGUACCCAAAGCAGGCAGCCUAAUGAUGGAUGUUUCUAGUUUUGCUUUACAUUUAAUGUGCAAACUCUCAAAUGAAAAAGGUGUAGCAGCACACUUCUUUGGGAAUGUAAACAUGGUGAAGAAGUCCACCUAGUUACGAUCUGAUCUUGUAAGGAGGAGGAGCCUUGCUAAUUCCCAAAUAGGACACACAGCAAUAUCAGGAUAGAGAAAUAGGAAAAUCUUAGUAUGGGGUAAAAAUCAGAUUUGUCUCAAAAUUACCAGUGUCUCUAGAAGACCUUAUUACUGCUGCUGUAAGAAAAUACUUCUAGGGCCAGUUAAUUACCACAUAGAUGGAAAAAUCCUUACUAGGUGUUUCUGCAACCAGGUGUGAAUCGCAGCCAUGCUUGGCCCAAGUUUCCAUGUUCCUUAUUUAAUACCACCAACAGUGCACAUCUUGAUGUGUACAAGGUGUGGGUUCUUUUAUUGUUGGUUGUUUGGGUUGUUUUUUAAGCAAGCAGAUGUUUGUUGAGGUAACUGAAAGUGCUUUGCAUAUGAACAAUCAAAACUGUCUUUAAAUUAUUCUCAGUCUAUAGUGGUAUCAAAUAUUUCCUCAUUUGGACAGUGGCAAGAUACCCAAGGAGCCAGAAACCUGUACUAUUGCAGGGUAAACUUCAUAAAUAAAACAACGUGCAUAUAAUUCUGUGCUACAGAAACAGAUCCACUGAAGAAAAUUUAAGAAACCCUAUGGCAAAGUAACCACCUCAUUUGAAUUAGUAUUUCUACCUUUCAUCUUAUUUAACUAUGUGAGUAUCUGUCUACUAAGCUACAGAGUGGACUGUUCUUUUUAUACUUUGCAAUCCUGUAGAUAAGCAGUUAUUGAAAAUUUUUCAGCAAUGUGUAGUUUGAGUUCCUGUCUUGGAUCCAAAUUAAUUUGUAGAUGUCUAUUUCAAAGUUCAGGGUCUUCCUUCAGAAAAAUAAUGUAGUUAUUUAUACAUCCUGCAGCCCUUUACAAUUGUAUUAUUUUCUAAUUACCAAAUGGAAUAAACCUAAAAUUAAUAUUUAAAAAAAACACUGCUAGCUGUAACUUGAAUUUUUUUAUGGUCAAGAAUCUGGAGAUAGCCAUCCUGCUUAAAAUUAAAAUACUGCCAUUAUGAUGAAAAAAUAUUUAAAAGAGCACUAGGUAAAGUUUAAGUUUACUUCAAUGUUUUUAUCCUACAAAUUAUUACUAAAGUGAAGAAAUGUUCAAGGAAAAGUAGCUGUAAAUAAUGCUAGAACAUUAUUUGUAUAUUUAGUGUGUUACCUUACAAAAAGAAUAUUACCAGCACCUUAGUUUAAUCUUUGGUGCGUUUAUUUAUUUGCCCAACCUAUGGAAGAGGCAGAAGUGAAUGUGAAUUUCAGAGCCUUCCUAUCCACUGUAAAAAUGCUGUAACUGACUCAAUAGACUGCUCUUUAAAAACAACAGCCAACCAAACAAAUCCCAAAAGGUUGUUUCCUAAACUAGGUUCAGCCAGGAAUGUCAAAGCUGAAUGUUGUGCGCCCCUUUCCUGACACGCUGUGCCUUACCUUUCCAGAACGGCGUGAGGUAAGUAGGGAGUGUCACUUUUGGCUUUGCUGUUCCCACGUAUGUGUUGCCUUACAUUUUUCUUUAGACUUCAGCACUUAAGAUGUUCACUACCCUUCUGCAAUCUAUUUGAAGUCAGACUGCAAAUAUGCAGUUGAUAUUUGAUUUUUUUUUAAAUAAAUUCAUGAGAAGUGUCCAUUUAUUAAGUAUUCCUGGUGAAUUCCUGUACAUAAUUAAUUUGAUUUGUACAUUCUGCUCUUUUUAUUUAGUGUUAGAUGUAUAAAGUUAUGGUUAAUUCUGUCAUCAAAUAAACAGAGCUUUGCCAUGAA